Phytophthora nicotianae INRA-310 is the source of this 1503-nucleotide messenger RNA. RefSeq lists its product as hypothetical. The record is from RefSeq and is a predicted model, not a curated record. The transcript has a single exon. The coding region runs from base 1 to 1503 and encodes 500 amino acids. NCBI's taxonomy places the organism in Eukaryota, Oomycota, Peronosporomycetes, Peronosporales, Peronosporaceae.
AUGGCCGAUCUAACCGCCACUCUUUCACGUCAGUCGAAGAGUAUUCUCUCCGCUUCGCUACGCCGCCAUCAAGCCGAGCCUCCGAUCGUGAGCCUAGAUCUGCCUGAACUCGAUCGUUAUCACGAUCGCGCCGAGCACGCACUGACCGCGACCAUUGCAGCCUAUGGUCAACUUGGCCACGACGUCGCCACCACACAUUGGAAAUAUCUUCGGUCACGGCACGGUAUUCGACUUUUUCGUGGGCGCUAUUUAAACUGCGAUAGACGGACGCCGUUGUUCUGCAUGGGGACACUAUAUGGUCGUUUCGAUGAUGUCCUUGAAGGUAUCUACUGCGAUAAUACCGAGGAUAUGACGCUCAUGAAUGCCAUCAAGUGUCCCCGACUCGCCGAAAGCGCCGUACUGUAUGCGGUGCAGAAGACAACCACCUUAGAUCCGUACGCCUUCACGGGGAUCAAGUGGACAACGAUCAAGCUGCCGGUCGGCAGCAACCGAGAUUUGUGCUACUUCGACAAAAUGGGAAUGGUGCGCCAGAAGUCGGGGAAGCGGUUGGCAUACCAUGUCAUGCAGUCGGUGGAUCUGUCCCAACACGCACAAAAGUCGACGCACAAACGCGAGAAAGUGUCGUUGUGUUACUUGUUCGAAGAGCUGGUAGAUGGCCUAAUUGGUGUAUACAUGCAGGGCGAGAUCAACUACAUUGCACUCUCCUAUUUCGUCAGGAUUGCUGUAUCGGACGUGCUAUUGGCACAGAUUACCGGUGCAUUGGAUUGCGCUCGGGCAAAGAAACUAGCUCUUAUGAUCUCGGCCACCUCCAACGGCGUACCGCCAGCUGAAGCACGUCGAAGGAAGACGUGCUACGUCUGUAAAGGCAGACCACCAAUUUUCGAGAACAAUGUCAAUUGCGCGGGAUGCAAUGAAUGCGUCUGCAAGAAGUGCCGCUGCAGGGAGCGGGCUCUUGUUCGGGACACAGGAUCGAGCCUUUGUGUCCAGCGAGCUGAGUUCUGCAGCGUUUGCAUUUCAAAGAUAAACUUGUCGUCUCUCGACCACAUUCGCGUCGAAGCCACCGGAGAAAAAAUGUUUGAGCAGAUCAAGGAGACACACAGUUCAACUUUUUGCAAAAUUGACGAAGAGACCGAAGACGUGAACGGAGACAUCCAGAACAGCCAUCAGAUGCUGGCAUCGUUCGUGCACAGAGUCUCAAUUCAAAUGCAGGAAUUGAACACGGGAAGCGAUUACCGAGCAUCCAACUUGUCGUCCAUAGGGAAAACUUCGUUGGCGGAAGAAUAUGACGAUGUUCUCGACAGCGACAGUGAGGAUGAAGACGUGCUCAACGCGAGUCGCUUGGGGAAUAACCAAUUCGUUACCACCGACAAGACAGCAGUGGAGUUCUCGCGACGGAGUAACUCCACGACGUUUAGAUCAUCGUCCUCGUUUUGUCACGACGAGGAUGAUGUUGAAUUUUACCCUCCCUCGCUAUUCGAAAAGCUUGACUCAAACCACGUUUGA